GAAACAUACCUCUCAUGGACCACCAUACAAUUGUGUCUGGGAUCUAUUUCAGCCCAUAAAUCCCACUAUAUAGGACGUGCUCUUUUAGUAGAGUACGUGGUAAUUAAGAGACCAGCACGAUCAAAAAACCCAACUAAAAACCAAAUCUUGAGCAUGGGACUACCCUUAUAAUUUGAAGGACUUAAUAGUAAUACUCUUUGCCCAUACCACCCUUUACUUUGCCCAUACCUAUGAUUUUGGUUGUUCUUGGCCCAGUUGGCGAGUUCUACUGACUGCAUUGAAUUUGCACAGGUUGUCAAGUCCCAUUGGAUCUUCAGCCCAAAAAAAUGGAAAACACAAAGGCCUAUUGAUUGGAUUGAAAAUUUGAUGGGUAGUUAGGUUCGUUGGCAGGUGAAACAUUUACUUCUUCCUACAAAAAUAUACUACAAUGUUUUCAGCAAAUUCACAAACUCCAGAGUCAGCUGCAAAGUUUUCCGUAAAUUUCUGAUAUGGGUCUGGUUUUCUCCCCUCUUCCGGGCCUAGUCACAAUUAUUAAUUACCAUCCCAAAUGGAUUUUCUUCUCACGGAUUUGUUGCUGAUUUUGCAGGGCAUUUAAUGUGAGUCUUUCAUCACCCAUGCUGUAUUUUUACAGAAGCUGCUCUAUAAAAGAGUCAAGAAAUUGGAUUAAAAGAUUUUACUCCUCCAUACUUAGAUCCAACUACCACUGGACCUGUGGUUCUGCAAGGUGUCAGUUAUGCUUCCGGUGGAGGUGGAAUUCUAAAUCAUACUGGAAAGAUCUUUGGUGGUAGGAUCAACUUGGACGCACAGAUGGAUAACUUUGCAAACACCAGACAAGACAUUAUCUCAAGCAUAGGUUCUCCAGCAGCGAUGAAGCUGUUCAAUAGGGCUCUCUACUCGAUAACAAUGGGCUCAAAUGAUUUCAUCAACAACUACCUAGUACCCGUUCUCUCAACGGUUGAGCAAAAGUUGAUUUCUCCACAGACGUUUGUGGAUGCCUUGAUCUCAAGAUUUAGAUUACAACUAACGAGACUCUACAAUAUGGGAGCUAGAAAGAUCAUUGUGGUAAAUGUUGGGCCGAUCGGGUGCAUUCCAUACCAAAGAGAGAUAAAUCCAUCCGCAGGAGAGAAUUGUGUUGCUUUCCCAAAUGAACUAGCUCAGAUGUUCAACGCCCCAUUGAAAGACCUCGUGGCAGAACUCAGUGCAAAUCUCAAGGGUGCAACGUUUAUUUACGCAGAUGUUUACCGCAUUGUAGAUGAUAUUGUGCAAAAUUACAAAUCCUAUGGUUUUGAGAUUGAGAAUUCAGCAUGUUGUGCCGUUGCUGGUAAAUUUGGGGGUCUGAUACCGUGUGGUCCAAAGUCUAAAGUUUGUCCUGACAGAUCGAAGUACGUUUUUUGGGACCCUUACCAUCCAACGGAUGCCACUAAUGUGAUUAUAGCAAAGCGAUUGAUGGAUGGUGAUUCUGAUGAUAUUUCACCGGUGAAUAUCCGCCACCUUAUGAAAUCUUGAACUGUGAAACAUAAUGAGAUUGGUUCAGGAGAUGGUGAAGUUAAACUUCAAAUGGAAACGGUCACGUCGUGCUCCUUUCAUUUAUUAUGUUGUUACAGAGGAUGAUUUAUUUGAAUUAGGCUUCACAAAUUGCAAAACCUUAUUAUGGGUCACAGUUUUUUUUCUGAAAAUUGCGGGGGGACUCCUGCUGUCAUUCUUUAA
Messenger RNA from Rhododendron vialii, 1707 nucleotides. Its product is annotated as GDSL esterase/lipase At4g16230-like. The record is from RefSeq and is a predicted model, not a curated record. Gene Ontology annotation, molecular function: hydrolase activity, acting on ester bonds. Lineage: Eukaryota; Viridiplantae; Streptophyta; Magnoliopsida; Ericales; Ericaceae. Bases 808 to 1506 code for a protein of 232 amino acids. The transcript has 5 exons.